CGCGCUGUGCAGGGUAGGGCGAGGGUCUGGCGGCGGGAGCGCGGAGCGGCCGUAAGAGCCCCGGCGGGGCCGCGCCUGAGUCCGGGACAGCGAGGGGAUCCCCCUCCGGGGCACAAGGACCGUCAGGAUGAGGCUGGUGAGGAAGGACCUGGAGAAGGACAACGCGGGGCAGGUGACGCUGAUCCCCGAGGAGCCCGAGGACAUGUGGCACACGUACAACCUGCUGCAGGUCGGGGACAGCCUGCGCGCCUCCACCAUCCGCAAGGUGCAGACUGAGUCGGCUACGGGCAGCGUGGGCAGCAACCGCGUCCGCACCACGCUCACCCUCUGCGUGGAGGCCAUUGAUUUCGACUCGCAGGCCUGCCAGCUGCGCGUCAAGGGCACCAACAUCCAGGAGAAUGAGUACGUCAAGAUGGGCGCCUACCACACUAUCGAACUGGAGCCCAACCGGCAGUUCACGCUGGCCAAGAAGCAGUGGGACAGCGUGGUGCUGGAGCGCAUCGAGCAGGCCUGCGACCCGGCCUGGAGCGCCGACGUGGCCGCCGUGGUCAUGCAGGAGGGGCUGGCCCACGUCUGCCUGGUCACCCCCAGCAUGACGCUUACCCGCGCCAAGGUGGAGGUGAACAUCCCCCGGAAGAGGAAAGGGAACUGCAGCCAGCACGACCGCGCUCUGGAGAGGUUCUACGAGCAGGUGAUGCAGGCCAUCCAGCGGCACGUCAACUUCGAGGUGGUGAAGUGCGUCCUGGUCGCAAGCCCGGGCUUCGUGCGGGAACAGUUCUGUGACUACAUGUUCCAGCAGGCAGUCAAGACUGACAAUAAACUUCUGCUGGAGAACAGGUCCAAGUUCCUACAGGUCCACUCUUCCUCAGGACAUAAAUACGCUUUGAAGGAAGCACUCUGCGACCCAGCCGUAACCAGCCGCCUUUCUGACACUAAGGCAGCUGGUGAGGUCAAAGCCCUAGAUGACUUCUAUAAAAUGCUGCAGCAUGAGCCUGACCGGGCUUUUUAUGGCCUGAAACAUGUGGAAAAGGCCAAUGAAGCCAUGGCCAUUGAUACCCUGCUGAUCAGUGAUGAGCUUUUUCGGCACCAGGAUGUGGCUACGCGUGCCCGAUAUGUUAAGUUGGUAGACAGUGUGCGGGAGAACACGGGCACAGUGCGCAUUUUCUCCAGCCUUCAUGUGUCUGGAGAGCAGCUUGGCCAGCUGACAGGGGUGGCAGCCAUCCUGCGCUUUCCUGUGGCUGAGCUCUCUGACCAGGAGGAUGAGUCUAGCUCUGAAGAGGAUUGAUGACAGUGACUUCAUUCCACAGUUUCCUUUCCAUGUCAUGCUGAAAUGACAUUGAAGGCGCUCCCUUCCUAAAUACUGUGUGCAGAUGUUCCAUGACAUGUAAUUAUAAGUUUUCAGUAGUAUACACAUAAAGUAUGUAGCUCUGCUGAGCAUACUACUUGAUAUCUGUUCUAUAAUGUGUGUUGAAGCAGACUGGUUUUUGCAAGUUACAUCGCAAACCUCCAGCAGUAUAAGAAACUAAUUUGGCUCCCCAAAGCUGCUUAGUCUGUAUAUUAAGGCAGACUGGUAGCUUAGUGGAGUGUUUAUGAAAAAAUAAUAAACUAAGAGGGAGAAAUUCGUGUCAGACUAUUUCUGUUCAAGUGCUUGAAAAGACUAUUGAAAAACAAGUGUAAACUUCUUCAGGCAAGACCUAUCAAAACUGUGCUUGAUCUUCUUAGGAAGUUGCCAUUCUUCCUAGAAUGUGUCAAGGGAAUGGGGUCAGCAUCAUUUCUUAGGGCUUUUUGUGGUGUUAUGAGUCUAACCACUUAAAUAUUUCUGUGAAACACUUGAAGCAGUCUUUCAGAAAUCAGAUCCUUUAAGUUUUUCCCAAACAUGAUAGUAGAUGCAAGAGAAAUGGUGACUCUCAGUCACACACUUAAGUUACCUUUUUGAAUCCUGUUACCUUGUGAGAUUGUCCUAAAGCCUAACAAGGUAUCAUUGACUGUAUUUUGCUAAAUUGGCAUUUUUUAGCAGCCAGUUCUGAGAAAGUGUAUGAAAAGGCUUACAAAAGCUGGACCCUAGUUUCCAUGAGGACUCUUUUGACAACAAACACUUUAGUUAAUGUCAUAAUCUGGUAUUUUUCUGUUUAGGUACCUCUUUAAAAAUACACAUAAGAUGUGAUACAGAAAUUAAAGUUAUGAAAUUAUAAAUCAGAUUUCAUCCUAAAAUAAUGGCAACUGUAAAAGUCAAAAUUACUUCUUCAGUUAUUAGAUCUGCUAAAAGUAUUGAGAGCCACAAAGAGUUUUGUUUCUUCACUAGGCAAUAAAUCUUAGGCUGAGGAAGCAGAAAUUGUUUUCAGAUUCAGACAUAACCUGUGAGGGAAUUGUUUCAAACCAGUGUUUGAUGGUGUGGUUUCUGUGUGUAAAUAAGGAUUCCUUUUUUAAAUGUGGUGCAAGGUGGAUAACAGGAGCUGUGGAAGACUUCUGAAAUAUGGAAAGUGACAUAACAGUGGAACUCUAAAAAUAAAACCACUGAAACUCUUAGUCUGGGUAUAAUAGUUUUAGGAAAUUAUUUUUAAGGGUAGUCCUAUAUGUUGAUGGGUGCCAGUCCUCUGCAGUUAAUACUAUUUAUUGUUAGCUGAAAACUCAGUCUAAACUUCUUAAUAGAGAACUGCUUUUGAGUUAAAAGCCAUCUUCCCUUUUCCCACCAUCCACACAAUCUUAAGGAAUUCAUGAACAGAACUUAUAUUAGAGCUGUAGCCCUGUGAUUCUUCUUUCUCUGAAGACAAGCAAGCCCAUUGAAACAAUUGUUUACAUUGUUUACAUUUACAUUUACUUCCAUUCAAAUUGGUAGUAUACCACAAAUUCAUAGUUUAUUUCUCAGCAAAUUGAGAGACAGAUCAGACUAUUCUUUGGCUGUGGAAUGGGUUGCUGUUUUACCAGACCAAACUGGUUCCACUUAUUCCAUUUUAAGCCAGAAAUUAUGAAGAGUUUUUGCUGUACUGCAAAAUUACAAUGGCAGUUUUGUGUUUAGUGCCUGUAGUGUAUCAUCCAGGAAAAGAAGCAGCCAUUUUGUUGCAUAUUUGUUCUAAGGUAGAACUGCAAACAUCUGGUAAGAAAACGUGAAAAUAGUGAUUCUUUGAAUUAUUUACACUUAGAGAUAAAAUUCUGUCCUGACUUUACAUUUUGUGUAUUUUUGUUUUUUUAGUUAUUCCUAUCAUGUCACUAAGUCUCUGAAAGAAAUACAUGUGGACUUGCCCAAAGUAUGGAAGGGUGGGACUUUUUUUUUCUGGUAGCCAUUUUUGUAGUAAAAUAAAUAUACAAUCACUAUGUAUACAAAUGCAUCCUGUUUCAGGAAACAGCUUAAGGACUUGAUAUUGAAAGUAGGUUGUGUUUAGUAGUUGCAGAUGCUUGACCUGGCCAAGUUCCAGAGUUGCUACUAUAUUUCACGUUUCAAGGAGUUUUGAUUAGUUGAAAAGUCUAUAUUGACAGACUUUCUUAAUGCAGACCUUAGCAUAUGUGCUCAGAUGACACUUUCACAGAAGAUGGAUGCUAUCUGCAGAUUAAAGGAGGAAGUGCUAGAGCCAUGGGAAAAUAUUUUUGUGUCCAUUGUUUGAAACUAAAGGUGCAUGAACUGAAAACAAUAUUUAAUGAUUUUGAAGUGUCUCAGUUUAGUUUCUGAUUACAUUCUGACAUAAUUCUGUGAAUUAGUAAUAUGGUUUAGCUUCCAGUUUUUCACUUUUCAAAGUAAAUAAAUACACAUUGUAGGAUUUCUUAAAGCUUGUUACAUUUGGUAGGAAGAAAGCUUUAAAAAGUGAAAUCAGAUUGAUACUGAACCCUGCUGUGCUCUACAGUGAUGCGAAUAAAUUUAUUUUAGGCCAUAAUGCCUCUAAUAAUGCCUACUUUGGAGCAGGCCCCAGUUUCUUUUGUCAUUUCUGGCAUUUGAAUCUGUUUAUCAUUAUAUAAUUUUUUGUGGUUGUUUACCAACUAAAGUUUGGUGCAAAAUGUGAGGUCACCACCAGCUACAGACCAAAAUAAUCCUAUUAGUUAAAAAGCAACAUAAAAGAUUAAUCUUCCAGUAAAACUUCAAAGCAUUCAACAUCUCCCUUGUUUUGUCUUCACCCUUGUGUAAGUAAAAUGCUAGUAGUAAAUUAUCUUUGGACCACUCCCUGACCACCAAUGUAACAAGAGCCCAUAGCUCUUCAGCUUAAUUUGUGAUGGAACUAGGCUUGAUGGUUUUAAAGCCAUAUGAAUAAAUGUCUGAGGUAAUUUUUCAUUAGCUACUGUUCUCUCAUAGGUUAAAUAGCCCUGAAUUUUAAAAUUAACCUACCAUUUGAAAAUCUCGGUUUAACUUCUGGGCUGCUGACCUUGGUUUGCCUAUUUCUGUGGAGGUAUAUUAUACCUCAGUUCUCAUUUGACUGAUUUAUGUCUUGAGCCUCUCCAGUUUCUUUCUGUAAGCUGCAUUAUCCAUCCAGAAAAGUGUGCCUCUAUGCAUGUGAUCUCUUGUAGAUCACCUAUUCCAUUCAAAUUUUUUUGAGAUUUUCAUAGCUUUAUUUUUAAAGAAAACAAGCCUGUUUCAUACAGGAGUACUUACCUAGUUUUGCCGGAAAGAAGAAAAAACAACCACAUAUUCUCAGAAUGUUUAUGCUGGUUUUUUGUGUGAAGGCACAUUUCUACAGUGUGUGGUCUAUUUCUUCUACAAAAGAUCUGAGAAAGCAAUUUUUAAAAUGUGGAACAGCAAUUAGAAAGUCUGCAAUUAGGAAUCCUUGUUUAUAACAUAAAAUUAGAAUUCCUGCAAGACACAUAAUAACAAAAAAAUGAAGGAAUGACUUCAAAAAACUACUUAUCUAUGUACUUUUUAGAUACAGCAGAACUUCAGACUUGAUUUUUUUUUCCUUGGUCUCUGAUAUACCAGUUGCUUUUAUCAGUUCCCCACCCCCUCUUUUUUAAAAAAAAGAUUAAAUGUUUCUUUUAGAAUUAAGUUCUUAAAGGAGCUAGGUGCAUCUGAGGUGGUUUAGGUGGAUAAAAAAAAAAGUUUCUUCAAGCUCUGCUAAUGGGGGAAAUGAUACAGAUCUGGCAAUCAUUCCCUUCUCAGUUCCUGUUCACUAUACACCUGUAACUUGUUACAAGGUGAAUGAUAAAAGUUUUGAUUCUUUAAGAACUUAGGGUUUCUUAGUUCUGAUUUGAUUUAGCAGAUAGUAGGCAGAGAACGGUUGAUAGGGCUUUAUUAGAUUAUUUUUUAGUAUCUCUGUUUCUUUUGUAAGAGCCACAACUUGCUUUUAGACUGUUUUAAUCAGAUUUGGUAUGGAAAAAUAGUAUUUUGAAAACUCAUUGUUCUGCUAAUUUAGGGUUAAGAAAAUGCUUAACUAGUUUAGUCUUGUGAUUAUUAGUGUGAUUCUUAAAUCAGGCUCUGACGUGGGUUGAGCCUGAGCUUUUUCAGCAGUAGAAAGAGUAAACAUAGGCUGUGGAGCUUCUUGUGUGACAGUUGCCCAAAGACUUGCUGAAUAAGUGUAAUGUUUAGUCCUGCCACAUUUUUCAUGCUUGACUCAAGUAGGGCAUUGACUUGGAUUUGAGGAUAACUGCUUGCACGAUAGAGAAUAUAAAGAAAAGAAACGUCUUCAGUCUAACAACGAAACUGCAUAUGCUCUGUGAACUUCUGGACUUGACUGUUUUAGAAAUCCAGUAUAGCUUUUCUGUGAAAAAAUUGUCUCCUAAGGUGCCUUAGCCUAAAAUAAAGCAUGAGGAAAAGGUCUCUGAAAUUAUA
Messenger RNA from Lepidothrix coronata (blue-crowned manakin), 5746 nucleotides. It is a transcript of the gene PELO, whose product is annotated as pelota homolog (Drosophila). The record is from RefSeq and is a predicted model, not a curated record. Lineage: Eukaryota; Metazoa; Chordata; Aves; Passeriformes; Pipridae. Gene Ontology annotation, biological process: RNA surveillance; nuclear-transcribed mRNA catabolic process, no-go decay; nuclear-transcribed mRNA catabolic process, non-stop decay. The coding region runs from base 128 to 1285 and encodes 385 amino acids. Gene Ontology annotation, cellular component: cytoplasm. The transcript is spliced from 2 exons.